ACUGACUCCGCCCCCUCCCCCGCCCCGCUCUCUCUGAAGUCACUUUUUAUCUGUGUCUACAAUGGAGGAAGAGCAGCAGGCUCUACGAGUUGAAAAUGACGGAAGAAGCGAUUCGGAGCUCCGGCCGCCCAUUACCUUCAUCUUCCCUUUCACUCGCUACGCCACCCGCCUGAUCGCGGCCGACCACCAUCGUUCGAUCCUCCUCGGGGACUAUUCCGAGCCCCGAUCGGACGGCCUCCAAGGCGAAGAUGACCAAAACCUCGGUGGCUACUACUAUUACUACUACUCGAAGCCCAUUCUGGUGCUGGACCUGGUGUGGAACCUGGCCUUCCUGGUGGUAGCCGUUGUGGUGCUCUUGUCCACCUUCAAGGAGAGGCCGUCCACGCCUCUCAGGGUUUGGCUCUGUGGCUACUCUCUUCAGUGCGUCUUACAUUUCACCUUCGUCUACCUCGAGUAUCUCAAGCGGAUUUCUUCUGUAAAUGGUCGUGUUCGUGCCGCCCAUCCUCCGCUUUCGUCCUCUUUGACUUACGGCAGCAUUUUAAAAAGGGUGGAAUCAAUAAAUACAAUGAUAUCAUCCAUCUGGUGGGUGUUUGGAUUCUAUUGGAUUGUUAUGGGCGGCCAAGUUCUUCUGCAAGAUUCUCCACGCCUUUACUGGUUAACAGUAGUUUUCCUAGCCUUUGACGUGUUCUUUAUCAUCUUUUGCAUUGGAAUGGCCUUUGUCAUUUUCUUUGCUCUCUGCUGCUGUAUUCCAAUUGUAGCAUUUGCCUAUGCUAUGACAAUAAGAGAUGGCGCAUCCGAAGAUGAUAUAAGGUCUCUUCCCAAGUAUAUAUUUCGCCAGGCCAAUCCACUGGGGACCUUCGACAAAGAUAAAAUGAAAAUUGCUCGGGCAAGGGUGCAGUCAGCAAACAGUAACCAUGUCAAUGAACUUUGUCUUCAUCCGGAGGAUUCUGAGUGCUGCAUUUGCCUUUCACGAUAUGUAGAUGGAGUGGAGCUCUAUACCCUUCCCUGCAACCACCAGUUCCAUUGUGGAUGCAUCAGCAGAUGGCUCCGAAUAAAUGCUACUUGUCCUCUCUGCAAAUAUAAUAUCCUCAGGGGUGAUACUUUGGUCUGAUCCUUUUCCUUGAGUCCAGAUUGAUUCACAAGACUCUUGAGGUGUAAUCCAGAUGGUCCUUUGCUGACCUGCUGACAAAGAAAAAGAAAAGAUACUUUCUUGCAUGGUUCCAGUUCCUAAACCCUCUUUGCGAAUUGAUUGCAUUUUCAAUACUUGUUACAAUCAUUGUAUAUUUUGUAUAAUGCCAAUGACCAUGUUGUAAUGAAUCACAAAUUCACUCUAACUAGGUCGUGAAAAGCAAUGAACUGGCAAAGGGGAUAGUGGGCAGAUUUUA
Molecule: messenger RNA, 1385 nt
Organism: Juglans regia (Persian walnut)
Lineage: Eukaryota; Viridiplantae; Streptophyta; Magnoliopsida; Fagales; Juglandaceae
Product: E3 ubiquitin-protein ligase At1g12760-like
Exons: 4
Coding region: 62-1111 (349 amino acids)
Source: RefSeq, a predicted model, not a curated record